Patella vulgata (common limpet) is the source of this 3087-nucleotide messenger RNA. RefSeq names its product methionine aminopeptidase 2. The transcript has 14 exons. NCBI's taxonomy places the organism in Eukaryota, Metazoa, Mollusca, Gastropoda, Patellidae. Gene Ontology annotation, biological process: proteolysis. Gene Ontology annotation, molecular function: metalloaminopeptidase activity. The record is from RefSeq and is a predicted model, not a curated record. The coding region runs from base 83 to 1591 and encodes 502 amino acids.
UACUUAGGGGUAAUUGUGUCAAUUUGGCAAUUUUUGAUUCAAUUUUAAUGUACUUUUCGACUAGGUAAUCAAAUCUAGCAGCAUGGCUGACAAACAAGACGUAAAAGUUGUCGAAAAGAUUAAUCAUGAGGAAGAAGAUGACAUUGAAGUUAAUGGUGUAGAAGAAAAUAUAGACGAAAGUGCCAAAUCUAAGAAGAAAAGAAAGAAGAGAAAAAAGAAAAAAGUUGGUGAAGAGGAACCAGAAAAUGCUCCUGAUGAGAUUGAUGAAAUUCUGAAUCAGCUUAAACUACAGGAUACACCAACAGUAAAUGGUGUCGAAGAUGGUGAGGGUAAAAAAAAGAAGAAAAACAAAAAGAAGAAAGCUGGAGAAGAAGGAAGUGAAAGUAAAGAUGUUAAAGGAGAAAUAGCUGAAGGUGAAGCAGAGAAAGAAGAUGGUGGAAAGAAAAAACUCAAUAAAAAGAAGAAAGGUGGUGCUCCUACUAAACAAACUACACCGCCAACAAUACCUAUAUCUGAUCUCUUUCCUAAUGGUAAUUUUCCUGAAGGUGAAGUUUGUGAAUAUCCUAUACCACAAGAUAUGAGAGGAGCUAAAGACAGAUCAACAGAUGAAGAAAAGAAAGCUUUAGAGAAAGCUCAGUACUAUUUAUAUGAAGAAGUACGACAGGCAGCUGAAGCACAUAGACAGACCCGACAAUAUAUGAAAUCUAUUCUAAAACCAGGAAUGCAGAUGUUUGACAUCUGUGAAACGUUAGAAGGAACAGCAAGAAAACUAAUCAAUGAGAAAGGUUUGGAAGCAGGAUUAGCUUUUCCUACUGGUUGUUCUUUAAAUCAUUGUGCUGCACAUUAUACGCCAAAUGCAGGAGAUAAAACAGUUUUACAGUAUGAUGAUGUGUGUAAAAUAGAUUUUGGAACACAUGUUAAUGGUCAUUUGGUUGAUUGUGCAUUUACUUUAACUUUUAAUCCAAAAUAUGAUGAAUUAUUAAAAGCUGUUAAAGAUGCAACUAAUACAGGAAUCCGAGAAAGUGGUAUUGAUGUUAGGUUGUGUGAUAUAGGUAAAUCUAUCCAAGAAGUAAUGGAAUCGUAUGAAGUAGAAUUAGAUGGAAAAUCUUAUCAAGUAAAAUCUAUUCGUAAUUUAAAUGGUCACUCUGUGUCACAAUACAGAAUACAUGCUGGUAAAACAGUUCCUAUCGUAAAAGGUGGUGAAGCUACAAGAAUGGAAGAAGGUGAAUUUUAUGCAAUAGAGACAUUUGGAAGUACAGGAAAAGGUGUUGUACAUGAUGAUAUGGAAACAUCACAUUAUAUGAAGAAUUUUGAUGUAGGAAAUAAUGUUGCUGUUAGGGUGGCCAAGUCAAAACAAUUACUACAAGUUAUAAAUCAGAAUUUUGGUACAUUAGCAUUUUGUCGACGUUGGUUAGAUAGAUUAGGACAAACCAAAUACCUCAUGGCUUUGAAGAACCUGUGUGAUGUUGGUAUUAUUGAUCCUUAUCCUCCACUGUGUGAUAUUAAAGGCAGCUAUACAGCACAGUUUGAACACACAAUAUUACUACGCCCAACUUGUAAAGAGGUGCUAACACGAGGAGAUGACUAUUAGUCUUCUAUUAUUAAACUAGACAAUAAUGUUUGUUAUUCAAGUCUCAAAAUUUCAUCAGUUUUUUUUCAAGUGGAAUUUUAGAGGCUUUUAAUCAAUCAGCUUUUGUUCGUUAAUGUUCAUGAAGUUCAUCUGGAGAAGGGAAACGGCACCAAGCAUUAAAAUGUUCAUGUAUUGUUACAAAUCUUACUGAUGUGUUAUGCCAGAGUUAUUUUAUAAUCAUUGGCUUAAAGCCAUUGGGAAAUGUGAAACAGUAUGGUGGGCCAAUCUGUCUUGAUACGCAUUCGGGUAUUGUGGGAUUUGGUUAUUAUUAUGGCAUGGUAACAUGUUAUUGUGUAAUAAUAUAUCAUGUAUAUUAAUAUAGAUUUAAUAUAAUAAUGUGGAAGAAGAUCACUAUAUCAAUAUUGUAUCCAACAAAACAUACGACAGACAACCCACCACAAGACAACAUCCCUCUCACAGAUGAACCAGUGUUACCGGGUGUUCAUUUGUAUUCAGCAAAUCUAUCAGUUUUAAAGCAUAGGGUAGAUCUGUAUUGGUAAUGUUUGUUCCAGUUUAAAUUUUAUAGAUGACAAUAUUGUUUAAGCAUUUGUGCGACUCCAUUUUCUAGAAAAAUAUAUUAUAUAAAAUUAGUUAAUAGUUAGACAUUUUAUGAAAUUUGUAAUAUUCUUUUUACUCAGGUUCUAAAACUAGAAGCACAAACCUGCAACUAACUGUAUUUUAUGAAGUAUACAUCUUUAACAUAUUGUAGUCAUGAUAUUAUAUUAGUAUAUCAAAUUGGACAUUGUAGUACAAGGAGUUUUCCUGUGGAGAAUGAACGUUAUUAAAACAGUUAAAAAAGAUAUUGUUUUUAGAAGGCAUGAAUUUUUUUUUAGGCAUAAAACAAUUGUGAAUGGCCUGUGGUAAUCUAAAUGGUAAUAUUGAUUCAUGAGAUCAGGAAUUAAAGGAUUAAACUUAAAACCUGGGAUAUUGAAACAAAUGUAGCAUAGAAAUAAUGCAAACUUGGACAUUAUUUUAGCAUUGAUAAAUUUAAACAUUAAUUUCUUUGCUCUUUAGUAAAUAGUUAUAAAUUAAAUAUACAAACGUGUAAAUCUCAGCUGUCAAAAUACACUGUAUGUUAAAACUAGAUUUGUUUUUUCAUAAAUUACAACCAUUUAAAAAUAAUUAACAUUUUAUAGGAAACACCACCAUAGGUCAUGGUAUUAUUUUUCUUGGGUUAGAUAUCAGCGUAUAUGAAAGUGUAGGAGGGUAUAUACUCUUUUGUUUGAAGAGCUAAAUAAUGGUCAGUGAAAAUGUGUAAUGGUGCAUUGACAAUAGAAAAUAUAUCUAUAUUUAAACAAACUAAUUUCACAUGUUGGGUUGGUCAUGGCUGUUAACAUCAGAAACUAUAUUUGAUGUAUUCUGUAAAUACAAUGUAAACAGUUUAUCUGUUAUUCUUCUCAUCCAUCAGUGCUAUAUUCUAUGAAUGAACAGAAAUAAAAAAAAACAUGUUUGAUUUA